UACAGCGCUGCUGUCAGAACGAGGGAGAGACCCAGGCGGAGAGAGAGAGAGAGAGAGAGAGAGAGAGAGAGAGACAGAGACAGAGACAGAGACAGACAGACAGACAGACAGACAGAGGAAUUGUUCCUGAGAUCAAAACAAGUUUCUCAGAGUCCCAGAGGAUGGCGUGUCGGCUCCCUGGUGUUUCUUCACUGGAGAAGUUUCUGUGUAUCUGAGGUGAGCAAACACUGCAGGACUGGUGCACACCGUGCUGGUACAUGUUGUACCCAAACUCCUCAGGAAGCGUCUAACUGUUUAAGCUGGGCGAUCCAUCACCGCCAUCACCAUCAUGGGUGCGAUGGCAGAUCCACAACUCAUCAACCGCCCCCCAGUCACAGCGUUCAUCACCCAGAGCUCCAUUCCUCCUCUACCUCGUACUCCUUCGAGGCCAGGUAACCGUCCCCGGGCGCUUUGGCCGCCGCUGGACUUCACUCUGGGUUCUCUGGCCUGCUGCGGCGCCUGUGUGUUCACCAACCCGCUGGAGGUGGUGAAGACUCGCCUGCAGCUGCAGGGGGAGCUACAGGCGCGUGGCUCGUACCAUCAGCACUACCGAGGGGUGCUGCAGGCUCUCUGGCUGGUGGGACGCACCGACGGCCUGCGCGGCCUGCAGAAGGGCCUCACCGCCGGACUGCUCUACCAGGCUCUCAUGAACGGAGUCCGGCUCAGCUUCUACUCCUACACACAGGUCUCAGGGAUCAGCGACGUCCCGGGGGGAAACGUGGCAUCGGGGGCGGCUGCUGGGGCUUUAGGGGCCUUCAUUGCCUCUCCCGCUUACCUGAUAAAGACACACCUGCAGGCGCAGACUGUGGAGGCCAUCGCUGUGGGGCACCAGCACAACCACCAGGGAAUCUCCAGCGCCUUUGCUACCAUAUACAGGCGUGAGGGCGUGGUGGGUCUGUGGCGGGGCGUGAACGGCGCCGUGCCCAGGGUCAUGGUGGGCUCAGCGGCCCAGCUCGCCACCUUCAGCUCAGCCAAACAGUGGCUUACACACACACAGUGGUUCAGUCCGGACAGCUGGCUCGUCGCUCUGAUGGCGGCCAUGGUUAGUGGCGUCGCCGUGGCAAUCACCAUGACGCCGUUCGACGUCAUCAGCACGAGGCUUUACAACCAGCCCGUGGACGAGCUGAAGAAGGGUCGCUUCUACACCGGGUUCCUGGACUGCCUGGUGAAGGUGAGCCGCACAGAGGGGGUUCUGGGUCUGUAUAAGGGCAUGGGUCCCGUGUUCAUGCGCCUGGCGCCUCACACUGUGCUCAGCAUGCUGCUGUGGGACGUCAUGAGGCAAAAAGCUCUGCAGCACUACGCGCUCUGAGGAGAUCCUCGUCACCACACCGCACCAUCACAGGGUUCCGCUCGGUGCUGCAGCCCCGCCUUUGCUCGGGUCUGACGCGGGGAAUUCAGGGGUCUCACACACCGGGACAGAAGCGUGUGUGGAUGUCUGAGGAAAAGCAUCACGGUCUUCCUUUCACUGUACAGACUGAGGAGAGUUCUGGGGUCGCCUCUCGCUGUUCUGGAACUCUCUCUGGAAUCAAAGCGCUCUGGACUUCUCCAAACUUCUGCUCAUCGUCCGGAGAACUCCAGAGAACUCCAGAGAACUCCAGAGAACUCCGGAGAACUCCAGAAAACUCCAGAGAACUCCGGAGAACUGUAGAACUUCCACUGGAUUAGGGUUGAGUAUGCAAAUUAGCCGAUGAUGUCAUACUGUAUUCUACACUCAUGGGAGCGUACAAAGACGUAACUGUUUAAGGUGAACGCAAACAUGAAAAUAUUCUCGCUAUUCAACUUGGAAAAGUUGUGAGAACACUGUUGCUAGGCAACUGGAAAAGAUAGACACAGCGCACACGUUAUCUCACGACCGAAACUAAGAAUUUAACUAGAAAAGAAUCAUCACACAGACAUUUCCCUCAGGUGUGUGGGUACAUUUAUUAAUGAAGGGGUGUGUGAGAGUGUGUGUGAGAGUGUGUGUGAGAGUGUGUGUGUGAGUGUGUGUGAGACUGUGUGUGUGAGAGUGUGUGUGAGAGUGUGUGUGUGAGAGUGUGUGUGAGUGUGUGUGAGAGUGUGUGUGAGUGUGUGUGAGAGUGUGUGUGAGAGUGUGUGUGUGAGAGUGUGUGUGUGAGAGUGUGUGUGUGAGAGUGUGUGUGAGAGUGUGUGUGAGAGUGUGUGAGAGUGUGUGUGUGACUGUGUGUGUGACUGUGUGUGUGACUGUGUGUGAGAGUAUGUGUGAGUGUGUGUGUGAGAGUGUGAGUGUGUGUGUGAGAGUGUGUGAGUGUGUGUGUGAGAGUGUGUGUGAGAGUGUGUGUGAGAGUGUGUGUGUGACUGUGUGUGUGACUGUGUGUGUGAGAGUGUGUGUGAGAGUGUGUGUGUGACUGUGUGUGUGACUGUGUGUGUGAGAGUGUGUGUGUGACUGUGUGUGUGACUGUGUGUGUGACUGUGUGUGUGAGAGUGUGUGUGAGAGUGUGUGUGUGAGAGUGUGUGUGAGAGAGUUUUAUUUCACUCAACGUUUUGCGAAACUCGGUCGCUUCAUACUAAUGAAAGAAAGAAAGUGAUUCUAAAACAAAUCCAUAAAAUAUUAACACAAAUAACCCUAGCCCUAGUAUAAUCAGGGUAAAAGUAAUGGCACCCUGUAAAAGCAGGAGGAAUUGGGGUGUGUGUGUGUGUGUGUGUGUGUGAGGGAGAGCUGCGGUGGCUGAGCUGCAUUUCUGGAAGAUUUAGGGGGCGCUCUUCCACUGUUUUCUCUCUGUGAGCGUUUAUAGCGCUCUGUGGGCGUGGUUAAAAUGCAAAUGAGCAGUACCAUCAACAUACUUUUUUUUACAUUAUUUUUUUAUUUACAGCUGAUUCGUGUUCCUGAAGAAAAUCAGAGAGAGACGUGUGAAUGUGAAGGAGAAAUCUGGUGGGGAAUUUUAGAUGAAAUGUGAAAACGACACACAGCAUUUAAACACAUUUACACACGACUCCUGCACAUGAAGAUAUCAGAACAGUGAUGAAGAUCAGAAAUGACCUGACAACACACGGCUGUGUGAAGUCCGGAGAUUUCAGGAAUUCCAGCUGGGGUUCACGGGUUAGUCUUAAAAACUACAGGUGUGUGUGUGUGUGUGUGUGAGAGAGAGAGUGUGUGAGAACAUAUUCACUGGUGUGAAAUGAUGUAAAAGUCAUGAAGGACGGAACACACUGUGGUUUUCUGUGGGAUGCUGCGUCAGCUCUGCCGCUGUGCCUGAUGCAUUAAAGACCUGAUUUAUUAUUUCUGAAUGAACGGAACGUUGCAGGCUGAUGAACAGAAGACGGAUGCAGCUGGACCCCGAGUCGAAUGCUGUAAGAUUCAUGAAGAGAUCUCUUUAAGCGCUGCGUGAACAUGUUCAUGUAGACCCGAAUCCUUGUGUUUUUUAAUCUGAUAUAAAACGCUUCAUUCGAA
This is a messenger RNA of Ictalurus punctatus (channel catfish), 3445 nucleotides long. RefSeq names its product solute carrier family 25 member 34 (gene slc25a34). The transcript has 7 exons. The coding region runs from base 329 to 1348 and encodes 339 amino acids. The record is from RefSeq and is a predicted model, not a curated record. NCBI's taxonomy places the organism in Eukaryota, Metazoa, Chordata, Actinopteri, Siluriformes, Ictaluridae.